GAUUUGGUUUGGUUCAGAGCGAUAUUGCAUAUGGAUUAGCCUUAAGGACCCAGAUCAGCGGUGGCAAUAACGUGUACCGGGUGGAGACAGCCGAGCUACACCUAUUGUGUGCUGCACCGCUUACCUUUGUGAUAAAAAUGUCUCUCCUCCCAUGUACGCAGCCUCAGCCAGACUCGCAGGAAAAAGCCCUUGGGGAAUGAGCAAGGCAACCCUCCCUCUGCCCUGCUGGAGUGGAUUUUUUUAGGUACAAACCCAAGAGAAUCAGUAAAAAAGGAUCCCUGCCGCAGCCGUACCAGCCACGAGGAGCAGGAGGGUGUGUUAGAGCACAGCAGCUCUUGCAAGGACCUGCCUGGUGGAAAAGGGGGGGGUCGGGGUGGGGUGUGAGUGCCUGGACGUGACUCUGACCCCCCGGGUUGGCUCUGACACCCCCAGGCUGGGUGCUGGGUGGUGCUGAAGGGACAGCGCCGGCUCCUCUGUCCCAGCCCGGGGGGUCCUGGUUCCAGCUCCUCUGUCCCAACCCGGGGGGUCCCGGUUCCGGCUCCUCCAUCCCAACCCCAGAGGCUCCCCCGGCCCCCCAGCCCUCGCUCUCUGUCCCCUUGUCUCAUCUGCUGUGAGCACGGGGAAGAGCGGAGAGACGAGGGGCUGCUGCUCUGUCUCCUCCUCUAGAAACCCGCAUUCAGCCGGAGCCGCCUUUGGCUGCAUCCCCUGAUCCCCCGCGGGGAGAGACUGGGGGCUUCUGGCAUUGCACAGACUUAAUUGACUAGCAAGGUCACUAAUUUCGGCUCCUGGAGUGCCAUCAAUCAACCUUUUUCCCCCUGAAGAGGGUCUACCCGAGUCACGGCACCAGCGAUGCCCCAAAACCCAGAAACAUGAGUCAGCAUUUUGCCACCCACUCGCCCCACUAACCCAACCGCGAUCUCAUCUGCUCUCCGCCCUCCGUCUCUGCUGCCUGGAGAAAAGUGAGGAACAAUAGCAUUCCCAGAGCACUCCCUGACUCCACCAUUGCGGGGCUAGGGGGGGAAGGAUCCUUUCUCCCCUGCCUUCGGAACACGCCUCCGGAGCAGCCAGAGCAGGGAGACCACACAAGCCAUGGCUGAAAGGAAGCAGUCUGGCCAGCAAGGCGAGGAAGAAGUGCCAGCCUUCUUCAAAAACCUGGGCUCGGGCAGUCCCAAACCCCGACAGAAAUUCUGUGGCAUGUUCUGCCCGGUGGAAGGCUCCCUGGAGAACAAGACCAUCGACUUCGACUCCCUCUCAGUGGGCCGCGGAUCUAACAAAGUCGUGGCAAAGCAGAAGGAUGUUGCCCACCUGGGUCCGGAUGCUCAAUCCGUCUAUUCCAGGCAGAGCGCGAAGGGAGGGGAACCAUCUGUUGAUUUCGGGAGAAAGGUGGAGAUCAGGACUGCCACUGGGAAGGAGGCGCUGCAGAAUCUGAAUGACAAGAGUGAUCGCCUCUUGAUCAAAGGUGGUAAAAUAGUUAAUGACGACCAGUCUUUCUAUGCAGACAUUUAUAUGGAAGAUGGCUUGAUAAAGCAAAUAGGAGAGAAUCUGAUUGUGCCAGGGGGAGUGAAAACUAUUGAAGCCCACGGCAGGAUGGUGAUUCCGGGAGGCAUUGACGUUCACACCCGCUUCCAGAUGCCGGAGCAGGGGAUGACAUCUGCAGAUGACUUCUUCCAAGGGACCAAGGCUGCGCUGGCUGGGGGCACCACCAUGAUCAUUGAUCACGUAGUUCCUGAGCCAGGGACCAGUUUGCUGACUGCGUUCGACCAGUGGCGAGAAUGGGCAGACAGCAAAUCCUGCUGCGACUACUCUCUGCACGUGGAUAUCACCGAGUGGCAUAAAGGUGUCCAGGAGGAGAUGGAAGCUCUGGUUAAAGACCAUGGUGUGAACUCCUUCUUGGUUUACAUGGCUUUCAAAGAUCGCUUUCAGCUAACUGAUUCUCAGAUAUACGAGGUCCUGAGUGUAAUCCGGGAUAUUGGUGCAACAGCACAAGUGCACGCUGAAAAUGGUGACAUUAUCGCUGAGGAGCAGCAAAGGAUCCUGGAACUGGGGAUCACAGGUCCUGAAGGGCAUGUGCUGAGCAGACCCGAAGAGGUGGAGGCAGAGGCUGUGAACCGGGCAAUAACCAUCGCCAACCAAACCAACUGCCCCCUUUAUAUCACCAAGGUGAUGAGCAAAAGUGCCGCUGAUGUCAUUGCUCAAGCCAGGAAAAAGGGCACCGUGGUGUACGGAGAGCCCAUCACAGCCAGCUUGGGUACCGAUGGAUCUCACUACUGGAGCAAGAACUGGGCCAAGGCAGCAGCUUUUGUUACUUCCCCACCACUGAGUCCUGACCCAACCACUCCUGAUUUUCUCAACUCGCUACUGGCCUGCGGAGACCUCCAAGUUACUGGCAGUGGCCACUGCACCUUCAACACUGCUCAGAAAGCUGUUGGGAAGGACAACUUCACCCUGAUCCCUGAAGGAACCAAUGGGACUGAAGAGAGGAUGUCCAUCAUCUGGGAUAAGGCUGUGGUGACUGGUAAGAUGGAUGAGAACCAGUUUGUGGCCGUGACCAGCACAAACGCAGCCAAAAUCUUCAACCUGUACCCGCGGAAGGGCCGUAUUGCAGUGGGCUCGGAUGCUGAUCUGGUUAUCUGGGAUCCUGACAGCGUCAAGACAAUCUCUGCCAAGACUCAUAACAUAUCUCUGGAGUACAAUAUCUUUGAGGGCAUGGAGUGCCGUGGGUCUCCGCUGGUGGUGAUCAGCCAGGGCAAGAUCGUGCUGGAGGACGGGAAUCUCCACGUCACCGAGGGAUCCGGACGGUAUAUCCCCAGGAAACCCUUCCCUGACUUCGUUUACAAGCGCAUCAAAGCGAGGAGCAGGCUGGCCGAGCUGCGGGGUGUCCCUCGAGGCCUCUACGACGGACCCGUCUGCGAAGUGUCAGUGACACCCAAGACCGUCACACCAGCAUCUUCAGCUAAGACGUCUCCUGCCAAACAGCAGGCGCCACCCGUGAGGAACCUGCACCAGUCUGGGUUCAGCUUGUCUGGGGCACAGAUCGAUGACAACAUCCCCCGCCGCACGACCCAGCGCAUCGUGGCGCCGCCCGGCGGACGUGCCAACAUCACCAGCUUGGGCUAAGGACCGACCCCUUCUGUGCCCGCCUAGCGGACCGGGGGACGGGGGCACCGGGAGACCCUUUAUUGAUUCUUUUAGAGCCUGUGACAGUUACUGCGGGCAACCAGUGAGGGGGGCUGAAGUAAGGCGCCUCUUUCAGUCCCCUCAGAUUCCCUCCUCAUCUUCACCAACCCCUCUCACUUUUCCCCCCCUCAGCCACUACACAUUUAAGGAAAUAAACCCCGUUUUGACACCUCUGACACGCAAAAGUAAAUGUAAAGAGGAUGUUUGAGGUAUGUGGCCUCUGUCCCAUUCAGCAUCUUUCUUUUAAUAAAGGAAGGACAAAGUGAAUUUCCCGGGAGCUGCCUUUAAGACACACACAAAAAAAAAGGAAUAAAGAAAUAAUAAAUGUUUAAAAUAGCUUUUUUUUUUUUUUUUUAAAUGUCAAGCAGAAGAGUAGUUCAAGGGUUUAAAACUGGAUAUUCCGUAGGGUUCUGUGUUCCAGCAGAAUAGCUAGAGAAGCGCAGAGGGACACCCAUCCCGGCCUGUGUGUCACCAUCCCCACCGCCGCCUUUGGGGCCGCUGAGUAGCUGUGCUGCCAGGAGAGGAGCAGGACCCAGCACUAGGAGCUGACAAAGCCGCCGGGUGAGCUAGAAUCCUUGGGGACUUCGGUUCUGUUGGUUUGUUUUUCCAUUAUUUUUUAUUAUUCCUUCUGGAUUUUGCUGCAAAUUAGGUCCUUGAGGAAAUUUUUCGUUCUUCACGUUUGUGUGUGUGUUUUUAAUAUGUUUGUAUCAUUGUGUUUACGAAGCCUUAUCUCAGAACUGGGGGAUCUCCCCGUUCUUCUCGGUCCUUCCCAAACCUCAUCCAAGUGACAGACUCCUGCUCGUGUCACUGUCCCCCUGGUACUUGGGGUGUUCCUGGGUUGCAUCGUUCCAGCCAGCACUUGCCACUUAACUGCAACAGGAGGCCGCGGAGCAGGUUCAUAAGCUAUGAUCUUCACUUCACUUCACUUCACUUCACUACUAGGUCUUGAGCUGGUGCAAACAAAGGGCUGGAUGCCAGCUGAGGAGCUGGGGUGGAAUCCCUUGAGAAGUUUUUAGUAGUUAGUUUGUCUUUCAUUCCUGGAGGUGGAAACCGAUGAGCAGGGGGCCAAGCGCAAAGAGCAAUAUGUUGCUUGAAAGGUUUCUAUAGCAGCCACGUUCCCCCUUCCUGGCCAUCGAUGAAUGGUUAUUUAAAACUUUAUGAGAGUUUAUCUUUAGCUCCCAUUGAAAGGCCGAUCAGUUGAGCGUGUGCCUGAGCAUCUGUGGCGAUUCCAGCUCAAGUCCAGAUGCCCAGCUGUUGGAGCUGGGAGCCUCAGAGCAACAGGGUCAACAGCAGCUGAGAAUCUCUCGUACAUGGCGCGAAUUUCAGUCUCUCGUUCCUUCAGGAAUCUGCCUUUGUGCAAAUAUUCAUGAGGACGCCUGGUGAUUCCCCACCCUCCUCAGAUUUGAGAAACCAGAGGCCACGAGUGAUCUUGAAAUGAAUUUAGGAGCCCCAGCUUCUCCGACUGUCGGUGGGAUCUGGGCGUUUAAGUGUCUUCGAGGGCUGAAGGUCUUUUAUCCUUUAGGCUCAUUAUUUUCAGGGCAUGGAGAAUAAACCUGUGCCGUUAGGUUCCCGCUCAGCUGGAGGGCUCAAUGGUCCCCAGAACUCGGCCUGUCCUUAGCACAGAGCUUUUGCAGCCGGGGUUCUGCCCCGUGUCACCCGCUGUCCGUACACCCUGCCACUUGGCUGCAUCUUCUGCUGUCUCUUCUAUUUGUACUUUGCCAUGUACAUCGACCUCGUUUUUCCAUGUUUGUAUUUUCUUAAAUGGUGUUUACAGGUUCCUUUAGGGAAAAAAACAACUAUAUGAAGGCUUUUAAGAAACAAAUACCAAAUUUGUUGAUAUGAAGUAUCAAUGCUGGGAUUCGCAAAGGAUCUGGAAGCUCUGUAGGUACCCAAACCCUCCCAGCUUCAGCACCUCAUUCCUUUAGGCCCUUUUGGAUACCGAAGUAAGAAAAACAUUGCCAUAUUCAUCCAAGCAUUUUGCAUUUAGGUUUAACUCUUGAGUCUUUUAGUUUUGCAUAAAAGAGUUUGCACUUUGUUUGUUAAGUAGUCCGUGAACUUAAUAUAUAUUGCAGCUAUUUGAACGAGUUGGGGAGAAAAAGAAAGAAUUGCAGAUCCGUUUCAAUUCUCCGAAACACUUGCAGCUCUUCAGUAUUCACUUAAGUCUUCCUUUUUUUUCCUUCACUGACUCAUGAUGACUUUUGAGUUUUAAUUUGUUCUUCAAAAGCAAAAAAAAAUCACAAAAAAAGCUUUUUGCAGGCUAUGUAAGCAUGUUUUUUCCUGUGAGAGCUCGUCCGCUUUGUGUCUGUUUAAUGAAUGUCAUAUGUAAAUGCUUAAAGAAAAAACAAGACGAUGAGUUAAUUAAUUAACCGCAGUGACUUGAAGCUCUAAAAAUAAAAAAAGAAGUAGGAUUUAAUACUAGCUGGAUUUAACCCUUGGAUUUGUGAUUGUGAACCAUGAGUGGAGGAGCUGUAAGUGCUAAAGCUGAUCAUGUGUGUAGACAAAAAGAAGUACUGAUAUUUGACCAUUGUCUCAAUGGCAAAAAAUCCCCCACCCCAACCCCAAGUCUUGUGUUUUAUUCCUUAAGAACUCUGUGUUAUAUUACCAUGGGAACUCCUAAUAAAGACAAAAUGUUGUUGUUUCA
Columba livia (rock pigeon) is the source of this 5818-nucleotide messenger RNA. RefSeq names its product dihydropyrimidinase like 2 (gene DPYSL2). The record is from RefSeq and is a predicted model, not a curated record. The transcript has 16 exons. NCBI's taxonomy places the organism in Eukaryota, Metazoa, Chordata, Aves, Columbiformes, Columbidae. Gene Ontology annotation, cellular component: cytoplasm. The coding region runs from base 1090 to 3117 and encodes 675 amino acids. Gene Ontology annotation, molecular function: hydrolase activity, acting on carbon-nitrogen (but not peptide) bonds.